Verruconis gallopava is the source of this 1437-nucleotide messenger RNA. RefSeq lists its product as uncharacterized. The record is from RefSeq and is a predicted model, not a curated record. The transcript is spliced from 2 exons. Gene Ontology annotation, biological process: basic amino acid transmembrane export from vacuole. Gene Ontology annotation, cellular component: fungal-type vacuole membrane. The coding region runs from base 155 to 1240 and encodes 361 amino acids. Lineage: Eukaryota; Fungi; Ascomycota; Dothideomycetes; Venturiales; Sympoventuriaceae.
CGUAAAUGGUUCCAUACUCAACCACGUCGUGACAUCGUUAGCAGGUUCCAGCUCGCUUUCAAUCGUCCCCUCGUGCUUCUAGGUGGAGAGCAGGCGACAGACUCGGCCCAUAUGUUGACAUCUUUGUUCGAGACCCCAUUCUAGAGUGCGCACGAUGUUCCCUCCCAUUGAAGGCGUGAAUCUCAGCAUCACCGCUCUUAGUGGCAUAUGCGGCUCCAUUUCUAUCGCAUGCUGGAUAGUCGUGUUCUCCCCGCAAAUCGCUGAGAACUUCCGAAGCCAAGCCGAAGGAUUGUCCGUCGCCUUUAUCGUUGUGUGGUCACUGGGCGAUGUCUUCAACGCACUCGGCGGCAUCUUGCAGGGCGUGUUGCCCACCAUGAUCAUCUUGGCCGUUUACUACUUGCUAGUGGACAUUGUGCUUCUUGGACAGUGCUUCUACUAUAAGGGCUUCUCGCUGACAGACCGGCCGGUGGAAGAUGUCGCCAAACCGAAUGCUGAGGAGACUGGGCCCAGUGCAACGGAGCAUACACGCCUCCUCCUUGACAACGCUCAUGAUAACAAUGCUGCUGCGCCGCGUUCCACUUUACAGCGAACCGCUUCCCAGGUUUCCUUUCAUGAACGCUUGUUCCCCGUAGACGCAACUCAUCUUUCCCCGGCAACCCCGCUUCAUUCGAAUCAUGCGGAACGACGACGAACCGUGCAGCCUCCUCGCUCUCUACUUCAAAGCUUCCUUGUCAACUUUUUCGUGGUGCUUCUUGUCCUCAUUGCGGGCGUUUUUGGGUGGUUCCUCAGCCAUCUGAGCGCAGAUGCCAUGAUUCCAGAUGAACCUGUGGAGGCGCCCUCCUUCAACGUCCUCGGUCAGGUCUUUGGUUAUAUUUGCUCCGUCCUCUACCUGGGUUCGCGGGUGCCCCAAUUACUCCUAAAUCAUCGUCGUAGAACCACAGACGGGAUUUCAAUGCUCUUCUUUCUCUUCGCUUGCAUUGGCAACGCUACAUACAACAUCAGCAUAUUUGCAUAUUCUCCAGAAUCCGUUUGCGAAGUUCCUAUGCAUUGUAAGACAGGUGAAGCCGCACAGAUCUAUUGGAAACACAUCGCAGUCAACCUCUCGUGGAUCAUUGGCAGUCUGGGCACUUUAAUACUAGACAUGGGCGUCUUCGUUCAGUAUUUCAUGUACAAGAAAGAGAGCAAAGAGGAAGAGGAGAGUGAGGUGAGCUCCGAUGAUAACACGCAAACGCUUUUCUAGGCUCAGGAUGAGGAUCUUGUGACCAGACCACCAUCGUCUGAAAUCUUCUAGAUCCUCGAUGCAUAGAAUAUAGAGCCCGAUGUUGAAGAAGGGUGACAUUUUGGGCAAUGAAAGAAGACGAGUGUAUGCUUAUGAUUUCAUGCUCCAUUCUUGUGAUUAUUACAAAGCCUGGGACGACUAACCCAAAACUUUCUCAA